CGCUGCGCAGAGGAGAAAGAGGCAGCGGCAGCCGAGCGGGACGGGUCAGGGGGAAAGGUCGAGGCGCAGCCGAGCUGAGGGAGCGUUUCCUUGUUCGGCCGUCCCGCCGCCGGGCCAAUUUCAGGGGCGGCGAUGCCGCCACCGCCCUCCUCCCGCCUCCUCUGAGAGAGCGACGGCAGGGAAUCGGGGCCGCCGCGCCCCGCCAGGUCAGCGGAGGAGGCGGCGGCGGCGGCUUCCACGCGGGAUCCGUGAGGUGGCUGGAAGGCAGCAGCAGCAGCAGCAGCAGCAGCAGCGCUUCUUUAAAAGGGCUGUUGGUUUAUUUAUUCCCCGCCUUUUCCCCCUGACAAGGACUCAGUUGACCACUUACCCACCACGUCCAAGCAGCUGCUUUUAUAUUUCGUCGUCGUUGUUGUUUCAUAAAUUUAUACACUGCCUUUCCCCCCUGACCACGUGUCCUCCCGACCUGUCCAAGUCACAGCUGCCAAGUUCUCCCUUUUUUUAAGGGAAAUUCCCUUAUGCUGAAUAGGCUUCCUCACAAGAAAAGGGAAAACUUGGCAGCUAUGGUCCAAGUGGGGUCUGUGUGUGGUUGGAGAUGCCUGGAAAAGAGCACCCUUUUUUUAGAGCAAUUAAUUAUUAUUACAUUACAUAUUUAUUUGUACUCUGUCUUAUUCGCUGUCAGGGAGUCAGUUGACCAGUUCUCUGCUGUGGAGGUGGCUGGAAGGGAGCUGCUGCUGCUAUUUUUUAAAUGACAAUAUUUAUUUAUUUAUUUAUUUAUUUAUUUAUUUUAUUUAAAUCCAUGUACCACUUGAUUGUAGAAAAAAACAACACCCUCAUAGCUGUUCACAAGUAAAAGAUAAAGCAAUACAAGGAUCACUAAAGAAAACAUAAUCUCCAUGAUUUAAUACAGAAGGUUCAAACCACUACAGAACAGACUAAAACGUAUUAAGACUCAAUUAAUUAAUAAAAUUAAUAUACCUCUUUAUUGUAGGAAAAACACUAAUCAGUUUAUAAACAAUAAAAUCAUCACAAAAAUGUUUUCUUACCUCCAUAAUUUAAAACAUAACAGAGUUAAAUCUACAUACUUUCCAAACAUCUGGGUAGGCAAUAAUAUAUUUAUAACCCUGCUCCCCGAACAGGGACUGUUUCUCCGCUUGUUGAUGUAUCUGCUGGUCCUUGUUUCCUCAUACUUUUGUGCGAAGCACUAUAAAGCAGGGUUGUUGAUGUUUUUCUCCUGAGCUGACACUGUCUGGGGUUUUUUGGUAGGAAGGUGCUAAGAGAGGGUCAUUUGUAUUUGGGUUUUGAUGCCGAGGGAUCCCACCCUGUCCUCUACUGCUUUGCUGCAUUCUAUCAACUAUAUGUCCUCCAGUCCUCUCUGGCAAAACAAAAACCAACCUGGAAAAACCAACUUGUGAAUUUCUGUUUGAAGAGUGGACUUGGGGACCACAACAUUCACUCACCCCUUGACACACACUCCUGCAGUCUUACGGAGUGUGGGUAUUCAUAUGCUUUCGUCCUGGUUUGGAAUGGAUGAAGUUGGAAUGGUGGUGUUACAUCUGCUCUCUCUCUGUCUCUGGGCAGUGAGGUGCUUGGGAUCAGGCCUCCCUGCUGCACUAGGAGAGAGAGAAAAGGACUAUGAGUUCCCUUAGUAGUCUUGUCUCCUGAGCAGCAGCAGCAGCAAUAGACACUGCAAGGAGCACAGCCCACUUCUCUGGUGGCUGCUCUUUGCCGCUUGAUCACUCACCAAAGAAGCAGUCAGUUCAACCUGCCACCCAGGGGAGGGCUCCUUCUAACCACCACUCCCCUGCCUUUAUGUGGUGGUGGUGAGGAGGAGCGCUGCUGCCUGCACAGGUGACAUCACAUUAUGUCACAGAAGGAGUGGGGGUGGCAACAACAACAACAACUGGUAACUCUUCUGUUGGUAGUGGUGGCUACUGUGCCCUCAGUGGCCACUGCUUGUGGUUUAUGCUUGUGGGCCCCUUGAGUUGAGCAGCUACCUGCCAGUUCAUACUCUGGCACUAGCACUGCCUGAGUGAGUUAAUGGCAGCAUUAGUGUGGCGCGUACUCACCCAGUCUUGGAAGGGGAGGAAUGCUUGUGUCUCUGCCAUGCUCUGUGUUGGUAGUAGUUUUGAGGUGUAGCCUGCAGGUGGGGGAAGCCAUUUUGAAUAAUUUCUCAUAUUAGAAAACCGCUACAAGUAAGCGAACCUAGAACAUCAGGGAUAAAGAUCCAAGGCCAACCUAUGUAUGGUUAGGUUUCUUCUAUUGAGUAUUUUGAGUAAGGGGGGUCCCCUCUUACCCUGCAGACUGGAUGGUAAGGUAAAAAAAGGUUAAGGACCCAUGUGCGGUUAAGUGCAGUCAAAGGCAACUAUAGGGUGUGGUGCUCAUCUUGCUUCAGGCCAAGGGAGCGGGCGUUUGUCCACAGACAGCUUUCCGGGUCAUGACUAAACCGCUUCUGGUGCAACGGAACACCAUGACGGACGCCAGAGCACACGGAAACACUGUUUACCUUCCCACCGCUGCGAUACCUGUUUAUCUACUUGCACUGGUGUGCUUUUGAACUGCUAGGUUGGCAGAAGCUGGGAAUGAACGAGAGCUCACACCUGUCACUAGUUGUUCAGCAACAGUUAUGAACUCUCGGUUACGAGCACUAGGUGGGAGAAUAAAUAACAUUCGAGCAUCAGAACUACCAAAGGAACGGACCCGAUCUGAGAUCAUUUGCAGUGUCCGCUUUUUGGAUGGCUCAGUGCAAAGCUUCAAAGUUAGUAAACAAGAUACUGGCCAGGUGUUGUUGGAUUUGGCCUUUAAUCACUUGGGUGUGACAGAGAAGGAAUAUUUUGGUUUGCAGCACUGUGAAGACUCAGCAGAUUCAACAAGAUGGCUUGAAUCUGGUAAACUUGUUCGGAAACAGCUAAAAGGGGGUUUCCCUUGUAACCUGCAUUUUCGAGUAAGGUUUUUUAUACCUGAUCCGAACACACUACAGCAGGAGCAAACCAGACAUUUAUUCUUUUUGCAAUUGAAAGCUGACAUUUUGGAAGGAAGGUUGUUAUGCCCUGUUAAUUCAGUUGUGGUACUUGCAUCGUAUGCAGUUCAGUCUCAGCUUGGAGACCAUAAUGGUUCCACCCAUCUUCCAGGAUACCUUUCAGACUAUUGCUUUAUACCAGAGCAAAAUCAAGAUUUCACAACCAAAGUUGAAUCACUGCAUGAACAGCACAGGGGCCUCAGUCAGUCAGAAGCAGAGUCCUGCUACAUUAAUAUAGCAAGAACACUUGAAUUCUAUGGAGUAGAAUUACACAGUGGUAGAGAUCUUCAUAAUCUCGACCUUAUGAUUGGAAUUGCUUCAGGAGGCAUUGCUGUAUAUAGGAAACUCAUUUGCACAAGCUUCUAUCCUUGGGUGAACAUAAUAAAAAUUUCGUUUAAGCGAAAGAAGUUCUUUAUCCAGCAGCGACAGAAACAUAAUGAAUCCAGGGAACACAUAGUUGCCUUCAAUAUGCUAAACUACCGAGCAUGCAAAAACCUGUGGAAAUCUUGUGUGGAGCUUCACACAUUUUUCCAGGCAAAGAAGAUGCUACCUCAUGAGAAGCUACUUUCCCAUUAUUGGACCACGAGUUCUAGAACACCAACCAAAUCUUCUAACACUCAUUACUGCAGAAAAGUAAUAGGUGGUAUGAUUUGGAAUGCAGCUAUGAGGAGAUCUUUGUCAGCUGAACACCUAGAGACCAAAAGUCUUCCUUCUCGGUCUCCUCCAGUUACCCCAAAUUGGCGAAGUCCUAGAUUACGACAUGAGAUUCGUAAACCACGACACUCAUCUGUAGAUAACCUUGCAAAUGAGAUUUCCUAUAUAACUGAAACAGAAGAUGUGUUCUACACCUAUAAAGUUUCCCCAGCUUCCAAGGAUAGUGAUUCAGAGUUGUCCCGGAGUCGCAGCCCAUGGAGAAGCAGAUCAUCAGAACAGGAAUCACCAAAGAACAUAUUGGAAAAUAAUGCAACACAGGAUGUUUUGUCUCAGACUCUCAAUGGAGUUGGCAACCUUUCAGGGUCUCAUCCUUUGAAUGGAACAGAUAAACAGUCUUUAGAAACAAAUGAAAAUGUUUCAAAAGGACUUUUAAUGGAUGACUCCAAUCAAUACUACUUUGAUAAGAAUGAAGUUAUUGAUGGAGACUUGCUUUUGAUACGCAUUUUGCCAGAUGAAGAUGGAAAAUUUGGAUUUAACCUGAAGGGGGGCAUUGAUCAGAAGAUACCUCUAGUUGUGUCCAGAAUCAUUCCAGGUUCCCCUUCUGAUAAAUGCAUUCCAAAAUUGCUUGAAGGUGAUCAGAUAGUAUUAAUCAAUGGCCGGGACAUCUCUGAGCACACACAUGACCAAGUAGUGAUGUUUAUAAAAGCCAGCAGAGAGUCACAUACACGUGAGCUUGUACUUCUGAUCAGGCGGAAAGUUCUUAGACCAUUUGUUGAGAACAAGUUGGAAGAUGAAGCUGAUGGAUCUAGUUUUCUGGAAACAAUUAUUCCCAACUGUUCUGAGUAUGGUGAGACUUUAGAAGAAUCAAUGGAGCAACUAAAGAAAGGACUAGAAAGUGGAACUGUCCUAAUUCAGUUUGAACAACUUUAUAGAAAAAAGCCAGGAUUAGCUAUUACUUGUGCAAAGCUACCUCAGAACAUGGAGAAAAAUCGGUACAAAGAUGUUCUGCCAUAUGAUAUUACUCGAGUAAUAUUACAAGGAAAUGAUGAUUACAUAAAUGCAAAUUAUGUUAACCUGGAAAUUCCUCCUGCAGGCAUUGUGAACAAAUACAUAGCCACUCAAGGGCCUCUUCCACACACCUGUGUUCAUUUCUGGCAAGCAGUUUGGGAUCACCGAUUAUCACUGAUUAUCAUGUUGACAACUCUUACAGAACGAGGGCGGACCAAAUGUCAUCCUUAUUGGCCUGAUCCUCCAGACGUUCUGGAUUAUGGCAACUUUCGCGUCAAGUGUCGAUCUGAAGAUUGUACCAUUGCUUACGUGUUUAGAGAAAUGGUUAUUACAAAUAUUGAAACAGAGGAAGAACACACAGUCACUCAUCUCCAGUAUGUGGCUUGGCCUGAUCAUGGUGUUCCUGACGAUUCCACAGACUUUUUGGAAUUUGUGACCUACAUGAGAUCAAAGAGAGUGGGAAAUGUGCCAGUUCUUGUUCACUGCAGUGCUGGAAUAGGCCGGACUGGAGUAUUGGUUGCUAUGGAAACAGCUCUGUGCUUAAUUGAAAAAUGCCAACCUGUUUAUCCACUGGAUAUUGUACGAAAGAUGCGAGACCAUCGUGCUAUGAUGGUGCAAACAUCAAGUCAGUACAAAUUUGUCUGUGAAGCUAUUCUUCAUGUUUAUAAAGAAGGACUAGUUCGCCCGCUGGAUUCCAGUUAGCAUAAAUGGGAAGAAAUGGAGUUCAUCUUUCUAAAGACACAUGUCAAGCCCAAGUGGUUUGUGGUGAUAGAUUAUGGCAGAGCUCGCCAAGGCUUUGGGGAAGAGAAAGCAAGUUUGUACUGUGGCACUUUAAAAUUCUGUGGGAAAUUACUGAACCAUGUAAUCUACAUAUGAAUCAGGUAAGUUUGUAAAGGCAUGUGAUGUGGAAUGUAACGCACACAGAAAACAAGAAAAAAAUCUUGAUGUACUCGCUGUAUGCACCUUUUAUUGCCUUAAAACAUUUUUCAUUAGAAGAUUCCAGUGCUCUCCACUGUGACCUGAGGAAGACCAACCAGCAAUAUCAAUGGAAAAGCAACCUAAUUAUUUGAAGAGCCAAGUGCCUUCAUUGCCUAAAGAGUUGAGUAUUCCACAACUCCCACAAAAUUGGACUGAAUCAUCCCAAUACCAGUUAACAUUGGCAAUAUUACUUUGCUCAGGCAUAUUUAUGAAAUGAAAUACCAAGGGCUGGAGCAAUGGCACUGUAUGUAACCUCUGUAAAUCUAUCUGCAUUACUGAUCAACAUAUUUAAAGCAGGCAGAGAUCAUGUGAUAUGCAGAAAGGGCAGUGGGGCAACUGUAUGUGAAAGAGGAUACUAUCUGUCUUCCACUGGUUAUUUUUACCUGCUCUUUAUCUUGUUAAUUCUUCCACAUGUUUGUUCUGAGACGGGUGAUGCUUUUAAAUUCAGUUUGUUUGAUCUGCUCCUCUGUUUCGAAAUCUGUUGUUCUUCAGAUACAGAUAGCAAAGUGUCUUUUACUGUUAGUGUAAACAUUUUCAUCAGAUGCUGGAAGACUAUUUACUGCUGACAUAAAUAUACUGUUGCUGCUAAAAUGUAAAGGGCAUAAAUGUUCAGAUGCUAAAACACUUAGUUCAUUGUCCAUCAGAUCUACCCUGAUCGUGGGCCAAUUCUUCCAUUGCUUUAGCAACAUCACUGCUAUUGCUAAGCCAUCCCAUUGUGUUCAGCUUUCAAAUAACACAUGGAUGCUUAUUAUGUAUGGCUUGGUCAGAUCUUGUGGAUGGAUCUAUAAGUACCCCUCCUCAGUUGCGGGAUCACUUCUGCUUGCAUUUUGAAGUAUCUAUGAAAUUUGUCCUACAUGUGGAUAUACAAGGAAAAACAGGCUGCCGUGCAGCAGCAAGAAUACUACAAACAAACAAACAAACAAACAAACAAACAAACAAACAAAAUCUAUUUAUCUAGAAUGGUGAAUAAUCUUUAGACUUGUCCACAAAGAAGAGCCAUGGCUUUAAAAGUGUAAUAAGCUUAUAAUGCAACCCUGUGCAUGCUAGCUCAGACGUUCCGCUAUCUUCAAAGCCACUUACUCCCUAGUGAGUAUGUUUAUGGCUGCAGCCUUAAUUAAUUUAUUAGACAUAUAGCAUUUGAGGUUUCUGUGUGUGGAUACAAACAUUUGUAUGAUGACAGCAUGAGAGUCAGCAAUGGUGUGAGUGGCUUAGGAACAGCAAUUGCUCUACAAAGGUAUUACAGUAUACGAAUUGAUUUUGUUAUGUGAUGUGAGUGAAAUGUUGAAAAAACCUGGAUGCACCUCAAUGUAUGUAAAGUAUGAAUGAGUUGUACUUUGGUAAUUUGCUUUAAGGUACACUGGUCUCAGUUUCAUUUCAAGGGAGAGAAUUGAAAUAAGUCAUCACUGUAUGGUAUUUAAUAAUUUGUCUUUGUCAAUAAGUGUAUAAAUUAAAUUAAAAGAACAUGUGGAAUAUAUCAUCAUGGACUAAAAUUAUGUAUAUAAAGGCUAGUUCUGAGAAAAAUCAUCCAGAAAUUUAAGAAACAUUGUGUAUAUGUUUAUAUUAAAACCUAUUUUUUCUCUUUAAUUACAAAUGUAGCAGUGCAGAAUUGAAUUACAAAUGUAUUGUAGUUUUCCCAAGAAGUUCUUUUUCUCCUCCCCCUUUUUCAGUCUGGAAUCAAAAGGUUUCAGAAUGAAUGUGAUACGGUGACCCUCAAUGCUCUGAAAUGAUGGUUUCAUGAGGAUCAGGUUUUGCAUAUUUUUGUUUCAUCUUCCAUUUCACUCCACAGCUUCUGAGGUGAUCAUCUACAUCAUACUUGCAGAUCAUUCUGAUUAUCUCACAUGGUCAUUUCAAGUUGAAUAUUAAUGAUCAGUUAAUAGCAUAGAGAGUCAUACAAAUAUUCUAGAAGCCACAAAAGCUUUGACUUCUCCAUCUGGAGUAUUCCUUGUUUUCAAGGUACAAUUUUUUAUUGGUGAAUUAUACCUUAGGGUACUGCAACCCCCCUGCUUGCUCAUUCAUGAAAAAUAUUUCUGUUGUGUGUCUUGCACUUGGAUUAGGUCCUCAGAGCAGUUUAUAGCCAAGUGUCAUAAAGCCGUAUUGAAAAGCAAUUGUGAAACAACAGCACGAAAAUUAAACCUAUGUAGAAGAUAGAUGCAUCUGGAAAAAUGAUAGGUGUGAAUCCUGUAUGCAUUGCUUUUAAAAUGAUUUCCGUGCACCCAUUCUAAAUGUGCACAGAACACAGGACAACAUCCAGAGCCCUGGGGUUGCUGUGCAAUGCUCAGUUGCGGAGGUAGUUGCAUACUGAGUCCUGGGCAGUGCCUCCCCUUCAACUCUGUAUUCACCAGUGGUGCUUGGAGUUCUUCCAACAAGAGAGUCAGGAUGCACUCCGAGUCAAGGAGAAGCUGGGAUGGUGCUUUCUGGAAACUGCAGCCACCACAGACACACACCCCAGUGACUGAAGUUUGGGUAGGCAGGUGGGGCGGUGACAACAGGGGCAACUUCCCAUUUAGCUUCAGGCAAUGAAACAGGGCAGGCUGCCCCUGCCAGCAGAUGUCUACCAGAGGAAGCAAUAGCCCUUUCCUCUUCUGCAAAAAAAGGUGUUUGGUUUUCCCAUCAUAUGGCACCAGGUGACUGCAGGUGGGUGUGGGUUGCCCAAAAUGGCCUAAUGCACCAGAGAGGUGUGACGGACCUCACUAGGCCUGCAAGUCAGAAGUCCUCCACCACCACCAAGCUGUAGUUAUGCAGAUGGGCCUUUGCAAAGCUAUGGCUGGAACAUGGAUGAUUUUAGAACAAAUGCUAAUUAGGAUGUGUAUUUGGAACAUAUAAAAUGAAAAUGAAAGGGCUCCCAUUCAUGUUGCUAGGCUUCUUGUAUAGUGCAUUCAAGUGUCACAAGGUGCUUCAGUGUCUUGCAAACCUUACAAAACCCCAUGUUACUAUCCGCAAUAUUGCAUAUAUGGGAACUGAGGCUGAGCAAGGGGAGGGGGGUGUUGACCUAAGACAGGCAUCCCCAAACUUCGGCCCUCCAGAUGUUUUGGACUACAAUUCCCAUCACCCCUGACCACUGGUCCUCUUAGCUAGGGAUCGUGGGAGUUGUAGGCCAAAACAUCUGGAGGGCCGCAGUUUGGGGAAGCCUGACCUAAGACCUAGUGAAUUCAUGACAGAGGUGAGAUUCAUACUAGGGGUUCUAUGCAACACUCAGCUGUGGGUGGCAAGACUCAGUCGUGGAUUAAACUUCUAGCUCGUUAUUUCUAAGUUCCUCCAGCAACUAAAUUAGAAUAGAUGUUUAAAGAAAAAGGAACAUGUGAUUUACAAAAUGGAAAGUUUGAUUUCUAUCAGUCCUAUUUUUAGGAAUUUAAAACCAAAUUUUAAAUCAAUCUACCCUUUUAAGUACUUAGAGGGCAUUAUUUCCAAGAAAACAUUAAUUCUGAAGUAUACUUAUUCAUCUUCCUUAAAUGGUCACACCUGGAAAGAAAACUCACUGAAUACAAAAUGAUUUCAACAGGUAUUUCUAGAAUGGAUAGAAAUAUUGGAAGCAUUCAAUUUGCUGUUGUUAAUAUAGUACUCAUCCUUUAUUUAGGUUGAAUUAUUUUCGAACGAAUGCUAAUUAGGAUGUGUAUUUGGAACAUAUAAAAUGAAAAUGAAAGGGCUCCCAUUCAUAUUUAUUUCAGAAUUAAUAAAUAUGAAUUAAAUGAAAGUUGAAGUAAUCCUGAACAAUCCCUCAUUAAGGUUUUUUUUUUCCCACCCCCAUUCCUGCUGCCAACUUUAAUAUUUAUUUGGCUUUGCACAUGAACCUCACUCUUUGUAGGCAGGCAGCUAUAUCUUUUGGCAACCAUGUUGCCAAAAGUAAGCAGAAAUAGAGCAGAAAAGUCAGCAGAAAUAGAGAUAUGAAGGUACAGAGUGGGCAUGAAAACCAGAAAAGAUGGUGGCUGCUUCCAGGCUACUUCUGUUCUGCAGCUGUUUUGCAUACCAUACUGGAAAAUCCAGGUUGUGAAAUGACAGUGGAUUUGCCAUUCUUGCACAACAAACCUACCUAUUUCCACCCUAUCAGUCUUUUUACAAUAAGGAAAGUGAUGUGCAAACACUUGUGUGUGGAGGGGGGGGUAACAAUUGUAUGAUAAAUCAUUGUAUAAUUGGGGUAAAAAUAGACUGUAGGCCAGAGGUGGGUGGUGUCCAUUGGGCUUGGUUGGGUGGAAGGCAAGGAGGCCAAUAGCAGGGAGGAAGAGCCAAUGAUGGGCAGAGUUAGCCCAAUUGGUUGUAAGUGCUUGUCCACACUUCUGAUUGCCUGGCUGCUGCUUGCUGCUGAAUUGGAGCAAACCUCAAUCAGGGCUGGAUCUUCAUACAGGAAAAACCCACUAUAAGUCAUAAAUUAAAUCGUUUUAACAAAAGAAAAAAACCUGUAUUUAAAAUCAUAUAGAAAAGUUUUGUGCUCUACAGCGCCAUAUGGUGUUGCAUGUUUAUAAUGCAUUAAAACACUUCUUUUGGCUAAUGUAGCUGAGUCCCAGGUUUUCCGUGGAUUGGCAUUUGUUCUUAUUCAGUAGUAAAGAGUGGGUUUUCUGGGGAAAGUGGUGGGGCAAAUGGAAACCUGCUCAGACCCCUGCCUAGAAAGUACAGGAGAAGCGGAAGGCCACUCAGAACCAUGCUUUUUAGGUGUGGGAAAGGCAAAGUGCAGACAAGCCCCGAGAAGGCUUGCUGAGGUUGAUGGCCCUUAAGUCCCAGCCUCUGUACUGGUAUCCUAAUCUGAAAGAUGUGAUUAUCCAGCAUAAUGUAUGUUCCUUGAAAAUGUAAGCCUAAUCUAACUGGACCUAAUCUAUUUUAUGAAACUGUACAGUCACCCAGAAAAUGUAUCUCUGAAAGCAGGGGGAAAUAGUACAGACGCCACAUCUGCAGUUCUUAAAAGAUGGAGCAUGGAUUGGCAGACAUGAGCAUUGCAGUCAAUACCAAGGAAGAAAAACUGACACUGUUCUAAGGACCUAAGUAUAAGCAUGUUUGAAUAAGUUUCCUGCUCUGCAAUGCAAUUGAAUAAGUUUCCUGCUCUGCAAUGCCUCAGCCCUGUUCAUCAAAGAAAACAGCAACCAGAACAUAAGAUGGCAUACUUCUAAAACUGACUGUGGUGCACAAUCUUAUAAGUAGGGCCCUUUCAAAGAACCUUUCAACAGUUGUGCUUCAAUCCUAAUUUGUUUACACGGUGUUUGUGUCCAUAGCUGCCAAGUUGUCCCUUUUUUAAAGGGAUUUUCCCUUAUGCUGAAAUAGGCUUCCUCGUGAGAAAAGGGAAAACUUGGCAGCUAUGUUUGUGUCUCCCUAUUUAGCAUUCAUUCAUUCAUACCCUACUUUUCAAUGCAUUUCCUAUCACUUUCUAAACUGCAAAAAAAUACUCUUUUAAAAGUGAGAUUUGUUGUAGUAGGGCAACAGUCAGCACCUAGCAGUUCAAAAGCACGUCAGAGUGCAAGUAGAUAAAUAGGUACCGCUCCGGCGGGAAGGUAAGCAUUUCCGUGCACUGCUCUAGUUUGCCAGAAGCGGCUUUGUCAUGCUGGCCACAUGACCUGGAAGCUGUACGCCGGCUCCCUCGGCCAAUAACACGAGAUGAGCGCCGCAACCCCAAAGUCAGU
Messenger RNA from Zootoca vivipara (common lizard), 11259 nucleotides. NCBI's taxonomy places the organism in Eukaryota, Metazoa, Chordata, Lepidosauria, Squamata, Lacertidae. The record is from RefSeq and is a predicted model, not a curated record.